UGAGUAACAUUUUCCACCCGGACGACUUACACUGUAGCACGCCGGCAAACCUGAAAACACAACUCACCCAUGCUGUAACAGCAGCACUAUGUCCUGACAGUAGUGGUUAAUGAGACUGUAGUUUGAGUCACUAUGUUCAGUAAGUAAGAUGUCGGAGGCGUCAAACAGAGCAGAUGUGUCAGAGAAACCUCCUCCUCCUCAGAACUGGAUCCUUCAGCAUCCAACAUACCAGCAGAUGAAGAGUCUGGAGGUGGAGGACAGUGAACAAGUACACACAGCUUUCCUCGUCUACAUGGAUCUCUCUGAGGUGCGUCAGUGGAAAGAGGUGUCUUGUGUCAAGAGUCCUGAGCUGCAGGUGGUUUUGCUGGAAGGGAGGGAGAAGGAAGGAGCACCCGUCCAGUCAAUCCUCCCGCUGCCUGCUCACCGAUCUCUGAGCCACAAAAGCAUACGUCACGUGCUGGACAGAGGCUUUCCCAUGCUGCUGUGUGCUGUAGCUUCUGACUCCACCCUGGUCUACCAGCGGAUGACCGAUGGGUUGGUGACACCGGACCCUCCCGCUGGCCCCUUCCAGGAUUUGGGACGCCGACAGCACCGGAAGAGACGGCAGAAGCACUGAUCAGCCGGAGAGAGAAGACACCUUGGUGUUGUCGGUGAGACAUAGAAGAGCAGAACGAGACGGGCAGGCGGUCGGUUGGUUUGUCUGUCUUUGUGAGCUGCUCCUGAAAAAAGUCAAAGGUGUACUGAGAACAUGGCAGCAGGUGAAACUGUUUGGCUGCAGCUCUGUUUCCUCAUACCUGCCAUGUUUGAGAGAUCUGUUGACUCUGUACUUCCUCAAUGCAAUCAGGGAUGUGUUCACACAACCCCACACUUUACAGUUUGUGGUUAUUGCCUUCCUCAAAUCCUUCGAGUGGGACCUGAUGAGUUGGAUCGCGAGGCAUCCACAGAACAUUUUGUGAAACAUUACAACUAGAGUCUGACCGUUUUUUGAGGCUGACACAGACGAUAUAAUUUGAUGAUUGUGACACAAACUUUACAUUUAUGAGGCAUUUUUUUCCUUAGAAUUUGGUUAUUUCCUUAAAAACAAAAGUACCUUAUUUUGAAAGGACCAUUGACUGAUGUGAAAAACAGAAAUUGUUGGUAUCUACAGCGAACGGCAGCACUGGACACCGCACUGGGCUACCUCCAGGGGUCUGAAAAGUGAAGCCAAUGCUGAAGUGCCUUAACCCUGCAUUCUUUCUAAUAGCCAGCAGGGGGCGACUCCUCUGGUUGCACAAAGAAAUCUGAUUGUAUAGAAGCCUAUGAGAACAUGAGC
Sebastes umbrosus (honeycomb rockfish) is the source of this 1312-nucleotide messenger RNA. It is a transcript of the gene tsen15, whose product is annotated as TSEN15 tRNA splicing endonuclease subunit. Gene Ontology annotation, molecular function: nucleic acid binding. Lineage: Eukaryota; Metazoa; Chordata; Actinopteri; Perciformes; Sebastidae. The record is from RefSeq and is a predicted model, not a curated record. The transcript has 4 exons. The coding region runs from base 149 to 616 and encodes 155 amino acids. Gene Ontology annotation, biological process: tRNA splicing, via endonucleolytic cleavage and ligation.